Messenger RNA from Fusarium redolens, 1470 nucleotides. RefSeq lists its product as uncharacterized. Bases 134 to 1129 code for a protein of 331 amino acids. Gene Ontology annotation, molecular function: guanyl-nucleotide exchange factor activity; translation initiation factor activity. NCBI's taxonomy places the organism in Eukaryota, Fungi, Ascomycota, Sordariomycetes, Hypocreales, Nectriaceae. Gene Ontology annotation, biological process: translational initiation. The transcript has 4 exons. Gene Ontology annotation, cellular component: eukaryotic translation initiation factor 2B complex. The record is from RefSeq and is a predicted model, not a curated record.
CCGCCAAACCAGCUCCGAGAGAUUGAUUGACUCACCAACCUUUCGAAAAUUCCCCUCCAAAGAUUCUAAGAUUGGGAAUAGUAUCAUCUCAACUCUAAAUACCUAGUCCGCGACGUCUCGCACACCCCCUAUAAUGGCCACGGUCGAUACAGCAGCUGCUGCUCCGGCUGAGCAACCUCAGACUUCAUCAACCUCCGAUUUCGAUAUCGUCGAAACAUACCGAGGCCUUCUUGCUUCAGACCCAUACCUCACCAAACCCGUCGCCGCCAUCGAGUCCCUAAUCGCUCUUCUUAACGCCCACCCUUCUACCACCGUUUUCGAGAUCCUCGAUACCGUCAAAGCGCACUCCGAUCGUCUCAAAGCCUCCGUUGCGAACCCUGUACCCCUUUCUGCUGGAACAGAUCUCUUUCUUCAGUACCUCGUUUCGUCGCUUCGUCAACAGGAUGGCAGCUUCGAGGCCGUGAGGCAACAUCUCCUCCGAAACGGACGCCUUUUUGCCCAGCGUGCUAAUGCCGCGCGAGAAGGCAUUGCAGACGCAGGAUGGAGGCUGAUUCACGAGGGUCAAUGUAUCCUCACACACGGUGCCUCACGAUCAGUUGUUGGAAUUCUAGAGCGUGCCGUGCAGAACCUCGGUGCAGCGAAGUUCAAGGUUAUCUACGUGCGCGAGGAAACCCGUGUUGAGGAGAGUGAUCGCAUAGUGCGCGAGCUUCGCUCAAAGGGUAUUCCUGUCGCUGAGAUCGCAGAGGCUUCGGUGGCUUAUGUCAUGGGUCUUCUGCGUCAGGUCGAUAUGGUGAUCGUGGGUGCUGAGGCUGUCACAUCCAAUGGCGGUAUCAUCUCUCGAAUGGGUACUCUCCAGCUUUCUAAGCUGGCUGCUCAAGCUGGUCUCCCAUUUUACGUUGCUGCUGAAACACACAAGUUUGCACGCAAGUUCGUUAUGGAUCAACGGGAUAUUGGCUUUAAGCAGGAAAUCCUGGACUUCAGUGUUGAUAACAAGAGUAAGGAUACAGUCGAUGCUGUCGACUUUACCCCCCCUGACCUCAUUUCCAAGCUCAUCACAGAGAAUGGGAUUAAGCUUCCUGGCUAUGUGUUUGAGCAGCUUCUCGAUAUCUAUGGUAGUCUCAACGGUUGAGAGAAAUGAUCAAAGCACUGGCAGCGCCGCGCCCAUUCCAAUCUUAGAGUCAGAAUGGUGUAUUUUCAUUCAUCGAACCUCAUUAUUUGGAACGAUUGCGCUAUUAUCAAGAGUCAUCACGAAAUAUGAGCUCAUGACGGUUUUGGGACAGGAUGGAAUCUCCUUAAAAUGGCUGAUUUCACAAGUGUCACCCUGAAACUUGGAACGGAUAUUCAUAAUGGCUGAUAUCCGAAGGUCAUGACGUUGCAAGAAACAACAUUUGCUAUCAUCACGGAGUAGCUGGUUUCGAUAAGGAGUUCAAAACAUAAUGGUAAAAUAGAGAUGGACAUGAACAAUACAUU